AUGUCACGGAUGAUGUUCAAAGGAAGGCUGAAACGAACGUACAAGUUUCUCACUGAUGACCUCAAGGCGAUCGUCCUGGAAGGGUACAGCACCGUUAGUGAGGAAGCAGAAAAAGCUUUGACAGCUCUUCUCACUGGGAGUCAAAACUCUGAACUAUUCAAAAAUCGAAAAGGACCUCUGAACGCCUCCGUCGAUGCUCGUCGAUAUGUUUGGAACGAUUUCAUGGACAUCGGCUACAUUACGUUUUACGGUGAAGACUUCGCCGACUGUGGUGCAUUCAAAAUGCCCCUGAGAGGAUUCUUUGAGCAACCAACUGAUCAUUAUCGGCGAAUUUCUUGUCGCAUGGAAAAAUCAGGGCAACACAUAACUAAUAGACACUUAUGUAUCGGCAGUGAUCCCGAUCAGAAGACGCAUUUUGCAUAUUUUCAAAACUUUGUUACUUCUUACCUCAAUGAAAAAGACACUCGAGUCUUUGCGAUCUCACUUCAUUCGGUUCUGAGCACCGGCAGUAGAGAAAACGAUGAACUUGCGGAUGACGAUGCGGUUCAACUUUUGAUGUUACUCCUAAGAAAUGGCUGGCUAGAAAACAGUGUACUGAUGUUUAUGGCGACCGACCAUGGCCAAAGCAUGGCAGAGUACGGUCGAACCGAGCAGGGAACAGUUGACGAACAUCAGGCGUUUUUCGGCAUUUAUGUGCCAUCGAUAUUUAAGUCCAAGUAUCCAGAUGCUGUGCAAAAUCUUCUUCUGAACGUCCAUCGACUGACUACUCCUUUCGAUAUUUAUGCCACUUUGCGUCACAUGAUUAAUUUUACAACUCCUAAAUUCGGCGACCUGUCGCAAAAAGGAAUUUCACUGUUCGACGAAGUGCCCAAAGAAAGAUCUUGCGCUGAUGCAGGGAUUAAAGCUCAUUUUUGUCCCGCCGUCCGUUGGUCGAAUGUGCCUGUGGAUGACGCAGUUGUAAAGCGCGUUGCAGCGGCGAUUGUCAACAAGGUAAACGGACGCACUGCCAAAGAAAGAGCCCUUUGCGCAGAACUAAGUUUGUCAAGGAUAAUCAGGGCUUCAGAAGCUACAGUCAGAGUCAGAGAGGUAGCAACAAAAGUUGAGGAAAUGCCAGAUCCGAUCGGUACCGCCAGAGCGCUUGAUAAACUUUAUAAAGUGCACAUCGUGACAGAUCCAGGAGACGCUCGUUACGAGGCUUCCGUUGUGGUCAGAGACGUAAACAAAGUUCUGGUCGACCUCGACUCCGUAUCGCGCAUCAACCUAUACAAAGAUAUCCCGCACUGCCUCAUUGACCUCAUGGACGGAGACGUGUAUUUGGCGAAGUGAUUCCAUUUGCUGCAGCAGUUUCCUGCGGAGGUUGUGGUCUGGCAGGAGCUUUGCUACCUCGUCACCGGAUUAGUCGCGUCUGUGGCGGCAAAUUGUGGCUUGCCAGCGAUACAGCCGCUGUUAACGAAAAUCGUCGGGGGCCAGGAGGUCAUACCGUACAGCUGGCCAUGGCAGGUAGCCCUGUACCGCAAGCACUUUCAGGCGCAGCCAUUUCAAUUUUGCGGUGGCAGCCUGAUCAAUGACCGAUGGAUUUUGACGGCGGCACACUGCUUCUUUCGAGUUCAAUUCCCGUGGAAAUACAUGGUCGCGUUGGGAAUAUUUAACAAGUACAACUUCAGUGAACCCGGUGUCACCGUGCGUGACGUCGCCGAGAUACACGUCUUCCCGAAAUACGACCCAUACACCAUGGAAAAUGACAUCUGUCUGCUGAAAGUAAAGGGUUUUAAUGAAAUUUGA
Soboliphyme baturini is the source of this 1782-nucleotide messenger RNA. The record is from the annotation of a GenBank genome assembly. NCBI's taxonomy places the organism in Eukaryota, Metazoa, Nematoda, Enoplea, Dioctophymatida, Soboliphymatidae.